AAUAAUGUCAUCCCAUUCAGAUUCAAGGUAACUUACCGACACUAAGGACUUCUCGUAAGCACCUCUUCACUCGACGUCUCGAUAAAGGCACAUUCACCUCAUAUACGGCCAAGGCGAUAAAUCUAACCUCACUUUCACGCUGUAUACCAAAACAAGAAUCGAUUUUGUUGACACAGUCUUGAUAAGGCUGUGGCGAAUCUUCGUCAUUUCUACAUUUGCCUGGAUUCAAACUCAACGCAGCCUUCGUUUCAAAACAGUAUGUUCGCAGAAAAAAGAUUACAGAAGGAGCUAACUAAACUUCACGAGCAUGUGGCACCGGGGAUAACUCUAGUUUCCGCAGAUAAUUUGCAAGAGUGGCUCAUGGACAUCCAAGUGUUGGAUGACAAUCCGAUAUACAAAGGACAGACCUACAGGUUGAAGUUCACGUUUAGCAAUAGCUAUCCUAUAGAGGCACCAGAAGUUGUUUUUGUCAAAGAUGCUACCCACUCGAUACCUAUGCACCCCCAUGUCUACUCAAACGGCAUCAUCUGUCUUGACCUGCUUGACCGCCAAGCAUGGAGCCCAGUCCAUAAUGUAGAAAGCGUGUGCAUAAGUCUACAGAGCAUGCUCACGAGUAAUACUAAGAAUGAGAGGCCUCCAGGCGACGAGGAAUUCGUGCGGCACAACACCAGACGGCCACGCGACAUAAAUUUUUACUUCCAUGACAGCACGGUCUGACUACUAGUCUGGAUGACCAGAGCACGUUGGCGGUAAUUCACCAUACGUGACAUGUGUCAAUCGCAUGGUCGCGAUUUCGCAUUGAAAAGCGUAGGAUGCCACGAAGAUCAAAGCGUGCAUGCUUGUACUGUUUGAAUUCUGGAUUCUGUGCAUAUCGAUUUAAAUACCCUUUAAGUAGCUGGCAAUAAAGUUUUUGGUCAUAUGUAUAGUCUUUCACAAUCGAUAUAUACUUCGAACAUUUGACACUAGCUUCUCAACUCAUAAAGCCGGGAACAUAGUAGAAGAAAAUGAUAGUGCCAGAAUGUAUGGAAAUUUGCU
Messenger RNA from Verruconis gallopava, 1035 nucleotides. RefSeq lists its product as uncharacterized. The transcript is spliced from 4 exons. Bases 259 to 717 code for a protein of 152 amino acids. The record is from RefSeq and is a predicted model, not a curated record. NCBI's taxonomy places the organism in Eukaryota, Fungi, Ascomycota, Dothideomycetes, Venturiales, Sympoventuriaceae.